AUGACCAAGGGUUUCAACGCUGGUGACGCUUUCCCCGAGGACGUCAAGUUCUCCUACAUCCCCUGGUCCGAGGAGGCCGGCGAGAUCACUUCUUGCGGUAUCCCCAUCAACUACAACGCCUCCAAGGAGUUUGCCGACAAGAAGGUUAUCCUCUUCGCUCUGCCCGGUGCCUUCACUCCCGUCUGCUCCGCCAACCACGUCCCCGAGUACAUCCAGAAGCUCCCCCAGCUCCGCGAGAAGGGUGUCGACCAGGUUGCCGUCCUCGCCUACAACGAUGCCUACGUCAUGAGCGCCUGGGGCAAGGCCAACGGUGUUACCGGUGAUGACAUUCUGUUCCUCUCCGACCCCGAGGCCAAGUUCUCCAAGUCCAUCGGCUGGGCCGACGAGGAGGGCCGCACCUACCGCUACGUGAUCAUCAUCGACCACGGCAAGGUCACCUACGCCGCCAAGGAGUCCGCCAAGAACACCCUUGAGCUCUCCAGCGCCGAUGCUAUCCUCAAGCAGCUGUAA
This is a messenger RNA of Penicillium nucicola, 510 nucleotides long. RefSeq names its product peroxiredoxin family protein. Gene Ontology annotation, cellular component: mitochondrion; peroxisome; cytoplasm. Lineage: Eukaryota; Fungi; Ascomycota; Eurotiomycetes; Eurotiales; Aspergillaceae. Gene Ontology annotation, biological process: cellular response to oxidative stress; cell redox homeostasis; hydrogen peroxide catabolic process. Gene Ontology annotation, molecular function: thioredoxin peroxidase activity. The coding region runs from base 1 to 510 and encodes 169 amino acids. The record is from RefSeq and is a predicted model, not a curated record. The transcript is spliced from 4 exons.